AUGGUCGCUGAGAACCGGAAUAUGUCUUUGAAGCAGCUUGCAGCUGUACACGAAGAGCUCAAGGUAUUGGCAAUCUCAUUGAGUUCCAUUCGAGUCAUAGAUCCUCGCGAGAUGAGCAAGGAGUUGAAUGAUCACAUAGCAAACACUCGCACACUCAUACUGGAGUCCCACAAGCUUUCAGCGAAAGAAAGAAAGCUUUUGGAGGACAUCAAUGACCUUGCACAGACGUGUAUAAAAAUGGUUAGAGUCCGUCGAAGGCUUGAAACCAACGAGAUUGAGCAUCGAGGUCAAUCUUGUUCCUAA
Messenger RNA from Candidozyma duobushaemuli, 303 nucleotides. RefSeq lists its product as uncharacterized. The coding region runs from base 1 to 303 and encodes 100 amino acids. The record is from RefSeq and is a predicted model, not a curated record. The transcript has a single exon. NCBI's taxonomy places the organism in Eukaryota, Fungi, Ascomycota, Pichiomycetes, Serinales, Metschnikowiaceae.